AUGGCUCUCCAGCAACACUUCCAGCUGACAGUGGAGGUGAUUGCGAUGGUUCAGAGGGCAUGUCUAGUGCUCACAUGGGAGAUGUGUGAGUUUGACGUGACAGUUGUUCUGGUGGGUAAAACUGGAGCAGGAAAGAGUUCAAGUGGAAACACCAUCCUGGGCAGAGAGAGUUUCUUUGAAGAAGGAGCCUCACCUGUGUCAAUUACAAAAGAAUGCACAUCAGGGUCUACAAACCAUGAAGGCAAGAGAAUCUGUGUGGUCGACACACCAGGGUUAUUUGGAUCAUUAACUAAAGAAGGAGAAGAAAAACAAAUAAAAGACUGUGUCCGCAUGUCAAUUCCUGGUCCUCAUGCAUUCCUGCUAGUGAUUAAAGUUGGGAGAUUCACAGAGGAGGAGAAAAAUGCUGUGGAGUGGAUUCAGGAGAACUUUGGUGAAGAUGCUUCACUCUUCACCAUUAUCCUCUUCACUCAUGUUGAUCAGCUGAAGGACAAAACUUUGGACAAGUAUGUCAGAGAAAGCAGAGAUCUUCUGAAGUUUAUUGACCGCUGUGGUGGUAGAUAUCAUGGAUUCAACAAUGACAGUAAACAGAACCAAGCUCAGGCCACACAGCUGCUGGACAAGAUAGAUGCAAUGGUGGAGAGGAAUGGUGGAACACACUAUACAAACGAGAUGUUUCAAAAAGCCCAGGAAGAGAUCCUUGAAAAGGAGAGUAAAAAAAAAAUGGAAAAACUGAAAGAAGUCGCACUAGGAACAGCAACAGCACUAGGAGUAGGAGGAGUGGUGGCAGGAGGAGUGGUUAUCGGAGUCACAGGAGCUGUUGUACUGCCAGCAGCAGGAGCUGUAGCUGGAGGAGCACUUGCUGUGGGGACAGGAGCAAAGCUUCUUUAUGAUAGAGUCAAAAAGAAAAAUGAGUAA
Colossoma macropomum (tambaqui) is the source of this 915-nucleotide messenger RNA. Its product is annotated as GTPase IMAP family member 4-like. The transcript is spliced from 2 exons. The record is from RefSeq and is a predicted model, not a curated record. The coding region runs from base 1 to 915 and encodes 304 amino acids. NCBI's taxonomy places the organism in Eukaryota, Metazoa, Chordata, Actinopteri, Characiformes, Serrasalmidae. Gene Ontology annotation, molecular function: GTP binding.